GGCGCACAGCUCUCGGCUCGGACACACGUCCAAUCAGCUUUCUUCCUUCCUGACAGCUGGCCAAUCACAGCGCCCACGUUCAGGCUGAAAACUGUUCAACAUGGAGACAACAGUUGAAAAGCUUGAGGCGAUGUUUCUGAAGGCAGAGGCAGACCUGGAUUACAUUGAGAAGCGGUUGAAGCUGGACUUCAUCAACAGCAGUGCAGAAAAUGGAUGUCCAGCUGAGAACAACCUGGCAGUGGUGCUGGAGAACCUGAAGGCUAUAAAGUCCAAACACUCAGCCCUGUGCUCGCAGGUGAAGGAGCUCACGAGUGCACAGAAGGAGUCUGUAGACUCGAUCAGAAACAACCUCAGCAGCGUCAUGGAGCUGCUGCAACACUUUGAACAGACCACUGAUAUGGAGGUUGAGACACUGACAGAGUCAGAGCGAGAGUCUGUAGCACUGCUAAGUGCUGUCAGUUGCACCACAGCUGAGGUGUGUUCAGCUGUAGCAGCUUCUCACCAAGAGCAGCCACAAAGCAGUGAGUGUGAGGAACUGACUGCAGCCAUGCUGGAGUCGCUUCCCUCGAGCGUACGCUCCAACAUCAAGUUAGCUGACCUCAAUGCAUUCUACCAGCAGCUGCAGCAACAUCUGGGCAAAAGUAACAGGGGAUCACUUAGCGUGCAGAAGAUGAAGCAGUUGAAGAUGAAUGUGAGCGAUGCUAAGCUGAAGGUCCUGCAACAACUGUCUUUAGUUGAGCUGGACAGUAAAGGCCAUGUUCGUCUUGUGCUCUGAGCAGAGCGAUGGUUGUCACAGUAUGUACCGAGUUCUUGAGCAGAAACUAACCACAUAGGUGGAAUAGACACAUACAGGCCGUGAGAUGUCAGUUAUACUUUCAGUCGGCGCUAUGGUCGGUGUGUAUGUUGUAUAAAUGCUCAGAUAGAUUCACCAAAGUACAGCGCCAUCCUCUGAGCACUGGGGCAUAAGCUAGCCACAAUGAUGCUGUGAAGAUGCACAGUGUGUGCUGCCUGUUCAUGUUUUUUAUGUUAUGAUAAGGUUUAUUGUAAAAAUAUAUGAUUACAUUUUAACACAAGACCCUUUCCCCUGAGUAAAAUGCUAAACCCAUAAAGAUGCUAAUAGUUAUAAUGUAUUUUUGUCACGGUGACACAGUACACUGCUGUAACGCAUUUAAAUGAGUAACUAAAUUACAGAGUUUCUAACAGCAAAAUCUACCUUCAGCUGUGUUGAUUGAAACUCAAAAUGUUAAUAUUUUAAAUGUAUAAAGAGUAAUGAUGGACAUUAAAAUAAAUGUAAAAUUGUA
This is a messenger RNA of Oreochromis niloticus (Nile tilapia), 1301 nucleotides long. RefSeq names its product spindle and kinetochore associated complex subunit 2 (gene ska2). Lineage: Eukaryota; Metazoa; Chordata; Actinopteri; Cichliformes; Cichlidae. The coding region runs from base 101 to 775 and encodes 224 amino acids. The transcript is spliced from 7 exons. Gene Ontology annotation, molecular function: microtubule binding. The record is from RefSeq and is a predicted model, not a curated record. Gene Ontology annotation, biological process: cell division; chromosome segregation; mitotic cell cycle. Gene Ontology annotation, cellular component: outer kinetochore; spindle microtubule.